Messenger RNA from Dicrocoelium dendriticum, 450 nucleotides. The record is from the annotation of a GenBank genome assembly. NCBI's taxonomy places the organism in Eukaryota, Metazoa, Platyhelminthes, Trematoda, Plagiorchiida, Dicrocoeliidae.
UGUUUACGUCAUUUACGCAUCGGAACAACGUCAAUUUUGUUUGCUGUGAGGUAUGAUCGCAUCGUUUAUAAAUGCCUGCGCUGUAAGCGCCGGAAAACAAGGAGCAAAGGAAUACGGCGAGUCUAUUCUCGAGACACCGAUUGCAGUGCUCUUGUCAAUGUUGCUCUGGAUGGCCGUAAGCUAAAGGUGCUAACGUUCCAGCUCUCACACAACCAUCCAUGCAACCGGUUUCUUUUCGAAAGGCACCCUCUUAACCGGCGACUUACUGAAGAGGAAUGCAAUCAAGCUGCUGACUUAUUUCGAUACAACACCCCUACGUGCGACAUAAAGCAGUACAUCGAGAAUGCAUUCGGGAAACACGUCACAAGAGACGACGUCCGUAAUGUAAGCCGCAGGUUGCGUUCGCCCGUGUCAUGCCCUGCAGAGCGUGGAACAGGAUGGUUUCGUGGA